AUGCACUUGAUGACCGCGACACGACCGGACAUUGCCUUUGCUGUGAGUAACGUUUCGCGCUUCAUGGAGAACCCCCAAGUCGAGCAUUGGAUGGCGGUCAAGCGCAUUUCGCGAUACUUACAAGGGACUAAGUCGCACGGUAUCUGUUUCAAGCCUGAUGACAAGAUAGACUUCUGUGGCUACUCGGAUGCAGACUGGGCCGGCGACCAUGCAGACCGCAAGUCGACUUCAGGAUAUGCGUUUAUCCUGAUGGGUGCUCCGGUGGGCUGGGGAAGCAAAAAGCAGUCAAGUGUGUCGCUGUCAACAAGUGAAGCUGAGUACAUUGCACUAAGUUUGGCGAUUCAAGAAGGCAAGUGGGUGCAUCGAUUGCUGUGCAAGAUUCUGGAUGCCGCAGAGAACAAGUCCGGACCCGAGCUCAAGGUCAUGGAAGAUAACCAAUCGUGCAUCAAGAUAACGAAGAAUCCUGUGAACCAUGGUCGGGCCAAGCACAUCGACAUCAAGUACCAUCACAUUCGUGAUGAAGUCAAGCGUGGUGAUUUCAAGCUGGAGAACUUUGAGACUACGAUUUUGUUGGCCGACAUCAUGACCAAGGGACUGCCAGGACCGUGUCACAAGGAAUUGACGGCAGCGCUUGGCAUACACGCGUGUUCACAUUGA
Peronospora matthiolae is the source of this 657-nucleotide messenger RNA. The record is from the annotation of a GenBank genome assembly. Lineage: Eukaryota; Oomycota; Peronosporomycetes; Peronosporales; Peronosporaceae.